This is a messenger RNA of Chironomus riparius, 860 nucleotides long. NCBI's taxonomy places the organism in Eukaryota, Metazoa, Arthropoda, Insecta, Diptera, Chironomidae. The record is from the annotation of a GenBank genome assembly.
UUUUUUUAAACUUUUUUGAAUCUUAAUUUUUAAUUUUGGUUCUUUUAUUUUUCCAAAUUUUUCGAUGAAACUUUCAGAUUGGUGACGGGUCCUGCAGUUUUCCUAGUAAAACGACAAAUUAUUUUUAUAAAUGGUAGUGUUUUUGGCAGAACUGAUCAGUACAAAUUGUUCUCAAUUGUUUUGCUUAAACAUAAUUUUUAAAAUAAAAUGCUAAAGCAAAUCUUAAUUUUUGUGACUACUUAUCUCUUGGUAUCAUCAGAGGAUCAGUUUCGAACCUCAUCAUCUGUUUUGCAUGCAAAGACUCAGCCAAAGAAUGUAGCAUUUGAAGAUUUCGGGAAUUACAGUGGACAAAGCAGCACAGGCAUGAAUUACAAGAAAACGUAUUUCAUCUCCAGAUACUUUAAAUCUUUUUGGCCUGAAUCUAAAUCAAUUUGCAACUCCUUUAACAUGGAGCUAGCUACUUUCGAAACCUUAGAUGAGGCACAAAACUUUGUUACUAUUUUAGAGAAAAAUGAAUACUUCAAAGCUAAUGGACGUUUUGUUCUUGUUGAUGGUGUAACAGACUUACAAGGCUCACCAGCUGAAUGGUAUUGGACAAAUUCUGGUGAGAAAAUUCCAUACAGCAUUCCAUGGGCAGCAGCACAACCUGAUAACUUUUAUAAUAAUGAACCAGUCUUGUCUGUUGGGCGAAUUUCAAUGGAUGAUAAAGUUGGAUUUAAUGAUAUUCCUGCGAAUUAUGCAGCACGGUUUGCAUGUCAGAAAACAGAACUAAUUAAAAAUUAAAAUCUACGUUUUUGUAUUUAAUGUGUUUAAAGGGUUUUAAAGAUAAUAAUAAACUAUUGAAACUUUAAAAUAUAGAU